GCGUGUGCUGUCCCGCCGUCGCGGCGCUGUUUUUUCUCUCCUCUUCUCUUUCCGCCAUGUUGGCACGCGACGACACUCACGCACGGCCAGACCCGCGCAGCGUACGCAUCACCCAUACGGAUACGCAGAGAAGAGAAGAGGAUAACGUUGCGUUCGCGGUACGGAAAGAACGCACAUAACCUCUCUCGACGAACGUCGAAGAAACGCGUGCGUGCCCCCCCCUCCGCCCCCCGAUAUGCACACAUAGGCAUCCUGUGCCUAUGUGUGUGUGGCUUUUUCUGUGGAGCCGUGCGUAUAGGGAAAAAGAGAGGUAGCAUUAGGAUUUCGUGACCAGGAGGAAAAUCGGGAGAACGCGGGAGGUGCCAAUUAAUUUCUUCAGUAAUAAAUAAUUCCCGCUUCCGCCGUAGCCGCCCUCCUCGUCACUUCAUCGCCGCCUUCAAAUAUCAAUAGCAGUUGCGCGAAGCGCACGACCGCGAGAAAAGAGCGAAGUAACGACGUGCAACAUAUCUCCUGCUCGCUGCUCUACAUAACGCGUAUGCAUACGAGCAAAGGUACUACCGCACAUCAAGACGAUCUCUGGCUCGCUCCCACCCAUCCCUAUAGGCGCGCGCGUUUGUGUAGUAAUCGUGGGUAUCCUCCCUCUCGCUCUCGCCCCAUCGUCGCCGUCGUUCCCUCUCCACGCUGUUCUCGGCCGUCGUCGUCGUCGUAGAGUGAGACAGUGCUGGUCUAAGCGGCGUGCGCGCGCGGACGAGAAGGAAGAAAAAGACGAGGAAAGAGAGUGCGUGCGCGUGCACCGAUCGAGAGAGGGCGAAGAGGACGACGAUACGUGCUGGACGUGGACGGCGAGUGGAACAAGACGGGGCUUGGAUAUUCGAGGCCGCGCGCCCGAGGCUGAGAGAGUCGCUUGAGCGUCGUAAGCAGACGGUGGGCGAGUGCGUCGUGUUGGCGGCCGAUCAUGGAUCCGGCUAAGCUUAAGGUCGUCGAGCUGAGGGCCGAGCUGAGCAAACGCGGUCUGGACUCCAAGGGCAACAAACCCGUGCUCGUGGAGCGACUACGCCAGGCCCUCGAGGAGGAGAAGGCCGACCCUAAAAUCCAUGUUGAAUCAACUGAAAAGUUAGAACAGUCAGAAAGCGAAGAUGAAGGAAGUCAUACAGAAUCAAAAUCUCCAGAGCUAGCAAAACUACCACCUAGAACACCUAGUAGAUCUUCAAGGCACGCAUCAAGAGAGCCUACAACUCCAGCAAGAACUCCUACACGAAGAAGUACUUCCAGAUCUUCGCUUAGCAGACAGUCACCUGCAAAAAUCACAUUAACAGAAGCUCAGAACGAAAAUGUCUCGACGAUAGAAUCUAUAGCAAAGGAAGACAAAUUGUCACCCAGAAAAGAUGAUGUUGCACUUACAUCUAAGAAAGAGAUUUUUCCUUUGUCACCUAUAAAAGAGGCUGUAUCGCCAUCAGCAACAGAUAUAGAAUUGGCAACUACACCUCAAAAAGAAGCGACUUCUAGUAUCCUUAUAAUGGAUACAGAUACUGGUUCGGAAAUUCUACAAAAAGAAGCUGAAUCAGCUAUACCUGUAACUGAAGUUAGUACAAUUUCAUCAAAAACAGAAAACAUACUUUCAAAUGAGAUACCCAAAGUUGAAAAAGAUGAGAAUUUCGAUAUUGUGAAGGAGGCAGAAAAGCAUGAGCAUGAAAAAUCGCAAGAAAUUACUAGACGGAGCAUCGACGAAAUUGUUCAAAUUAAUGCUCAAAGUCCUGUGAAAUCACCUACUCGGUGUCCAAUUAAAUCCGUCACACAAAGUCCAAUAAAAGCUACUCCUUCGAGUCCAACUAAAUUGUCGACUGAAAGUCCAAUAAAAUCUACCAGUGAGACUUCAUACGUGCCUGUCAGUGACAACCCUAUAGAACCUACUGUUCAGAGUCCGAUCAAUACUACUAAGGACAGUCCAACUAAGUCUGUUAUUCAGAAUGUAACUUCAUCUACCAUUCAAAGUCCAAUCAAUACUGAUAUUCCGAGUCCAGUGAAAUCUAUUAUUCAGAGUCCUAUUAAAUGUCCUGUUACGCAAAAGGAAGAAGAAGAAGAAGCUGUGAGUCCAAAUAAAAAAAGUGACGAGCCAAUGGAGGUGGUUAGAAACGUUGAACAAGAGUCUUUGGACAAAUCGACCGAUGAGUCCACAGAUCAAGUGAACGAUACUCAAAGUAUGGAAACGGAUGACCAGCAUGAUGACAAAAACGAGAAGUCGGAUGACAAAUCAGAAGACAGAAAAAGAAAGCGAUCACCAAGUUAUCGCGAAGAAACUUCACGUGCUCCGCCUAUUGCAAGACCUGAAAACGAACCAUCCUAUGAUGAUAACGCGCUUUUAUUAUCUUGGUAUGACUCGGAUUUGAACUUGGUGAUAGACACGACUCAGUACUUUUCGGCUUCGCCUAUGCAGGGCGAUGGCUUUAAUUUUAUGUGGGCUGGUGUUCGAGCCUCCUAUGGUUUCACUAAAGGUAAAGUCUUUUAUGAGGCACGCGUAAAUGCCAGGUUCGACAAGAUUAUAACCCCUGCGCCACCUGCCCCUAAUACCCCAAAUUCCGGUGGUGCAAUACCCAUUGAUGAGGAUAUACCUAGUGUCCUUAGGCUUGGUUGGUCGACACUUGACACAUCAUUGCAAUUAGGUGAGGUGAAACUAUCGUAUGGCUAUGAUAGUACAGGAAAAAAAUCUACAAACAAUGAAUUUGUAGAAUAUGGCAAGACAUUUGCUAAGGAUGAUGUCGUCGGUUGUUUCGCUGAUUUCGAGACGGACGGAAACGUUAUUCUUACAUACACAAUUAAUGGAGAAAAUCAAGGACCUGCAUUCAUUUUGAAGAAAGAGGAUCUCCAAAAUAAAGCAUUAUUUCCUCAUGUGUUAAGCAAAAAUUGUUCGUUUACAGUUAAUCUUGGACAGGAGGAAAAUUGGAACGAUAAUAUCUUAGAUGAAUAUAUUUCCGUUGGUAAAGUUGAUCUCAAUGACAGAAUAACAGGUCCUCGUAGACCUGAGAAAAGGGAAGACUGCGAAGUUAUUUUAUUAUGUGGAUUGCCAUUUUCUGGAAAGACUUCAUGGGCUAGAAAACAUGUCACUGAACAUCCAGAAAAAUAUUACAGUGUAUUAGGAACUCAUAAUCUUAUUGAAAAAAUGACCGUUGAUGGUGCACCGUUAAAAGAGAGUUAUAAAGGACGUUGGGAAACUGUUGUUGAUAAGUGUUCACGAGCUCUCACUAAAUUACUAGACUCGGCGCCAUCAAGGAGACGAAAUUAUAUCUUAGACCAACAAGCAAAUGUAUAUGGAUCAGCGCAAAAACGUAAAACGAGAAACUUUUAUGGUUUUCAUCGGAAAGCUGUAGUCUUAGUUCCAACAGACGAAGAAUUUAAAGCGCGUAUUGCCAAACGUAAAGAAGAACCAGAUGGUGAAGAGAUCAGAGAAUCUUCUAUUUUAGAAGUUAAGGCAAACUUUAGUGCGCCCACUGUUGGGGAUUCAUUUGAAGAGGUUAUAUGGGCUGAACUUGACGAAGAAGAGGGCAAAAAAUUAAUUGAAGCUUAUAAUAUGGAGGGUAAAACUGCUGGUUAUGGACAAAAUACACAGCAACCAAGUAAACGAUCUCGUUUCGAUAAUGGACAAAAAGAUCGUAAUAACCGAGACAACAGAGGAGGACAUCGCAGAUCUGGUUAUACCGACAGAAGGAAUAGCGGCGCAUGGCGCGGCGGAAAUGGGGGUGGCAGAGGUGGCUGGCGAGACGGUGGCCGAAUGCGAGGCGGACCCAUAAGACACGGCGCGGGUUAUGGACUUCCCAGCAUCGGACGAGGCAGAGGUGCAGUACCACCACCUAGAAGUGGUGCAAACGAUAGACGCUCGAUGAACGAACGCAAUAGGCCUGUCGGCGCUUAUCGUCCGGGUGCAUGGAACGCUAUGGGGUAUCAAGGAAGUCAGCACGGCAGCUCGGUGGUAUGGAGCAAUCAGAGCAAUUGGCAAGGACAGUCCCAAGGAACCUGGAGUUGCCUGCAGGGGGCUUCGAGCACCUGGAAUCAACAUCAACAGCAGUCCAACUGGAGUGGUGCCGGUAAUAACUGGAAGAACUACGGACAGAAUAGUUACGGUCAAUCCACCGGAGGUGGCGGAAGCGGCGGCGGCUACGGCCAACAGACUGGCAGCGGCUACGGUAACGGCAACUGGAAUAAUUGGAGUCCGCAGUAUUACAACCAGUAUUGGGGCGGCAGUGGGCAACAACAGCAGACUGGCGGGCAAACGCAGACAACGACUGGGUCCGGAGGCGGCGGUCAGGCGGCCAGUAAAAAAUAAUCAUCGCGAGGGAGAGGCGCGGGAAGGUUGAGCCUUGCGAGAGUCCGAUGACAGAAAAGUAAGCUAUUAUCCAUCAUCCUCACGAGUACAGCUCGAACACUCUGCGCUUCAUGCUCCCACAUUAUCGUGUUCUUUGAGGAAAGCGCGUCGUGUGUACGACUCCCCCCUCCCUGUCUUAUCCAGCCCAAUCUUCAUUCCUAUCCCAUUUCCUAUCGCGGCUUUACCAAAUAAGCCUCUCGAUCCUCUCUUUGGGCCUUACUGGAGUCGCGCUAAGUAUCUCGUGCGCGCUUCCUCACACGAGAACGUAUGGCCCGAAGCGUUUGUUUGUACGAGCGAAACGAUCGGCAGCCGGCGUUGUUAUAAGCACGUGGCCUUUCUUCCGGUUCUAGCACACGUUUAAGGAGACAAAGUGGCUCGCGAGCUCCUUUGCCUGGGUGUUUGGAACAAUUAUUCACGAACUUAAUGAACGCGUUACGCACACUCGUUGCGUGAGGAUUUGUAAUUUGUUCUUUUUGUUUUUCCCAUGUGCUCGAAUUCGAUUUGCUUUAUACGACCAUUUCAUAUUUGAACUUGUAACUGCACACACGAAUUAAGGAAACACUUUGAAAUAAAAAAAUAAAAAAUAAAAAAAA
Molecule: messenger RNA, 4950 nt
Organism: Ceratosolen solmsi marchali
Lineage: Eukaryota; Metazoa; Arthropoda; Insecta; Hymenoptera; Agaonidae
Product: heterogeneous nuclear ribonucleoprotein U-like protein 2
Exons: 13
Coding region: 956-4318 (1120 amino acids)
Biological process (GO): alternative mRNA splicing, via spliceosome
Cellular component (GO): nucleus
Molecular function (GO): RNA binding; protein binding
Source: RefSeq, a predicted model, not a curated record